Molecule: messenger RNA, 736 nt
Organism: Rhipicephalus microplus (southern cattle tick)
Lineage: Eukaryota; Metazoa; Arthropoda; Arachnida; Ixodida; Ixodidae
Product: histone-lysine N-methyltransferase SETD1
Cellular component (GO): Set1C/COMPASS complex
Molecular function (GO): protein binding; histone H3K4 methyltransferase activity
Source: RefSeq, a predicted model, not a curated record
AUGACGGCGUGGAGCUACACGCACCGCAGCCUAGGUGAGGGCUUCGAGUUCUUGGCCACGGGCGGCUUCCUGGGCGUGCCGGACUGCCCGCAGUUGAUCGGCGAGUUCGUGGCUGAGCAGAGCCGCCUCCCUUCGUGCCUCGCAGUUCAAGACUGCCAUGUCUACCCGGUUCACAGGGGACAGCUGCACGCUCCCGGUGCACUCCCACAGCAUGUGCCGCAGCGUCGUUCUUGCUCCACACGCUUUACAGGCGUCGGAUGUAGAAAUGUCUGGGUAACAGAGGCGCAGGAUCACUGGGUUCGGUUCCGCAAGAAACAACUCAAAUUUGCGAAGAGUCGCAUUCACGACUGGGGACUGUUUGCUCUGGAGCCGAUUGCGGCCGACGAGAUGGUCAUCGAGUAUGUGGGCCAGAUGGUGCGGCCCAUCAUGGCUGACCGGCGGGAGCAGUUCUACACGCAGAUCGGCAUCGGGAGCUCGUACCUCUUCAGAGUAGAUGUCGAAACCAUCAUUGAUGCCACCAAAUGUGGCAAUCUGGCCCGGUUCAUCAAUCACAGCUGCAAUCCAAACUGUUACGCCAAAGUAAUUACAGUGGAAGGGCAGAAGAAGAUCGUCAUUUACUCAAAGCAGCCCAUCAACGUCAAUGAGGAGAUCACCUAUGACUACAAGUUCCCUUUGGAGUACGAAAAAUUUGUGUGUCUGUGUGGAGCGCCCCAGUGCAGGGGUUUCUUGAACUGAA